CCAUGACGGCCGAGGCGCCUCUGACAAACGGACGGUGCACUGACCGGUCGAGCCGGGCCAUCACGCCAGCAUCUAUCAUAUCGCUGCAGUCAGCCACCCAGACAAUCAGGACAAAGCACCCAUGACCAAGGCAGGCAUCAUUUGCAGCUCCAUCCUUUACCCACACCCGCCCACUGACGGUUCUGAUUCGCGUGACCCAGAGGCGCCCUUGAUUCGGGUCGUGAUGGUGUGCAUGAGGUAGGACGAGAAUGACGCCUCGAUCACGUCUUCGUCCAGAACGUGGUCUUGAGCCUGGAGGAAGACGUUGAUGCGGUGGGCCACGAUGGGGUUGUGCGGGUCGGUGUGCUGCUGGAACCGGUGGUCGACGGGGAGGGGCGGGGCCAGGCGGAUCUGGAAGGCCUCCUCGUCCUUGAUGGCACGCAGGCCGCAGCUGGCGUCGUCGAAGAGCUCGAACCGGCCCAGCUCGCCAAAGUCGACACGCCUGCCCACCAUCUUCCACAGCGCCACCACACGGGGCUCAGCUAGAAAAGCCUGUGGACGCAAUAACAGAUCAAACAAAUGCCUCCCGCCCUCCCUGCCUCCCUCCCUGCCUCCCUCGAUGGUGCAUUGCACCACCAGAUGACAUACUUGCUUGGUGCGAUGCCUCUGGAGGUCCUCGCGAGUGAUGAUGGCCGGCAGCUGGCAGAACGCGCACUGGCUGGCGAGUCGCAGGGCGUCUGCCGCCUCGUCCCACCGCUGGUGCUCGACCAGCCACAUGGCCUUGAGCGCCUCGGCGCCUUCCAGACCGUCGUGGGGGUCACCGAAUGACACGACAGAGUCCAGCCGUGUGCCGUCGUCGAGGUGCUUGGCCCGCAGCGCUCGGGUGAGCCGCUCGUUGAGGAGGCCAGGCGGGCUGUCGACGAGGAAGAGACCCGCUAAGCGAAUGCUGCCGAGGUCCGCCAUGCUGUACAGGGCAUCGCGCUGGUCUUCGCGAUGAAUGAAAUCCAGGCACUGGCCACGGAACGAAGGCCAAGCCCUGUCGGCGCUCCUGCUCUGCGCGUUUCCCAUCAGUCGGGUGAUCAGGAGCUGUCUUUCUAACCUCUA
This is a messenger RNA of Vitrella brassicaformis, 1083 nucleotides long. Lineage: Eukaryota; Vitrellaceae. The record is from the annotation of a GenBank genome assembly.